ACCCGACCCGGGAUCUAGCUCACACAAGUCACAAAUAAAAGAGAAGCCUUAAGCCCUAAAUCUUUCCUCCUCCGAUCACAAAUCUGAUUUUGCUUCUUCCUCGUUUUACUGGCAAUGGCGUGUUCAAGAGUGAUAGGCAGAUUCGCGUCUCGGUUAAAGCCUCUGUGCCAAAACCUCAGCAACAAGAAUGCUAAUGUUUCAUCAUCACUCCCCUCUCCCAUCAAAUCUGCUUCACCUUCCUCAGCUACUUGUCGUCUCAGUCGAUCUUCAAGAUUACCAGUGGAGUUGAGUUCGAUGAUACCUCUACACAGUGCUAUAGCAUCGUCCAGGCUGGUCUCAAGUUUGUCCAUUGAAUCCAAAAUCUGGGGUUUAGUUCCUCAAGGUCUUUCGAUGCCUUUAUGACAGUUUUCUUCUCUCAUCUUACAUCAAGUUGCCAGGAGGAUAGAGGCAUAAACGAAAGCUCGGGUUGUAUCGUUCUUUUAAGCUUUUUCAGAUCCAUAAGUCCUGUAUUCUGAUUCGGUUAACUCCUAACUCUCUGCUUAGAUUCUUGCGGUUUUGAGUAAUCAAUGUAAUGUUGCAGGCAAGAUCUUUCAUCUUUGGAUUCUUUCUUUUCCUAUGCAAUGUGUUUAGCUGUUGAACCACAUGACUGAUUUAAGAGAUCAAUCAGCAGCCUUUAGGUCUUAAUAAGUUAUACUGAAAUACAAUGAUUUGAUUUGGUUAA
Messenger RNA from Camelina sativa (false flax), 721 nucleotides. RefSeq lists its product as uncharacterized. The record is from RefSeq and is a predicted model, not a curated record. Lineage: Eukaryota; Viridiplantae; Streptophyta; Magnoliopsida; Brassicales; Brassicaceae.